GGGUGUGACGUAAGUUUAGCGGGGGAUUCAGUCCUUGUGUUUGCAAGAUCUGUUCGCGGGAAAGACAAACUGCAGCAACACGGGAAAAGGCCAACGAUCUAACAAACUUAUCAGUAUUAUAAAGAAACUAUAUUCCAGAUCGUCUUCUACUAGAGUGUAGGGAUGCUUUUCCGCUCAGUUGUUGACAGACGAGUCGGCAGACGAAGGCAGAACGCCCUUCCUGCAGAUCCUUGGCCUAAAUACCCUCUGAGCUCUCUGCUAGCAGGCUACCAGUGUGUUCGCCAUGAUGAGCACAUCUCCUAUGGGAACCUGGGUGAAUCUGUGCCACCGUUUGGACUCUCUUUCUCUUCUGCGAGGGACAUGCAGAAUGUCCUUGCAGUAGCUAAUGAAGAAGGCAUUGUAAGGAUCUACAACACAGAGAGCCGUGAAAACCCACUACUUAAAGAAUGGCUGGCUCAUGAGAAUGCUGUCUUUGACGUAGCAUGGGUACCAGGGGAGUCUCAGCUGGUGACUGCUGCAGGUGACCAGAUGGCCAGGUUGUGGGAUGUGAAGUCAGGGGAGAUGUUGGGCGGCUUUAAGGGCCACCUCUGCAGCCUUAAAUCUGUUGCUUUCGCACCGCAGGAGAAAGCUGUGUUCUGUACUGGAGCCAGAGAUGGAAAUAUUAUGGUCUGGGACACCAGGUGCAGCAAAAAAGAUGGUUUCUACAGACAGGUGAAACGGAUCAAUGGUGCUCACAACAAAGCAGAGACGAACCCCUUGUCUAAAACAAGGAAGAGGCGGCCCGGCGUACGUGGUUUGGCUCCCAGUGUGGACACCCAGCAGAGUGUCACAGUGGUUUUGUUUCGGGAUGAGCACACCCUCAUCUCUUCUGGGGCUGUGGAUGGUGUAAUCAAGAUGUGGGAUCUGAGGAAGAACUACGCUGUGCACCGCCACGAUCCGGUCCCACUGCAGACCUAUCCAUACCCGGGUUCUUCUAUGCGCAUGAGAUUGGGUUAUUCCGGUCUUGUCCUGGACUCCGCAAGAUCCAACGUCAUGUCCAACUGCACUGACGACUGCAUCUACAUGUUCAAUGUCAGUGGAAUAAAAACAACACCAGUGGCAGUUUUCAGUGGUCACCAAAACUCCUCGUUCUACAUCAAGUCCACGAUUAGCCCAGAUGACCAGUUCUUGGCCAGUGGUUCAAGUGACAAUCACACAUACAUCUGGAAGAUCUCUGAUCCGAAACAUCCUCCAAUGAUGCUUCAAGGCCACAAUGAGGAAGUGACAUCGGUUGCAUGGUGCCCAAAUGAUUUCACUAAGAUUGCUUCCUGUUCUGAUGACCACACUGUGCGGAUCUGGCGGCUUCACCGGGAAAUGGAUGGAAUACAGUCUUCAGUGGGAGAGGCUAAUCUUGUAGGCUGGGCACAUCCUAAGUCUCCAAACCCUUCAAGCCAAGCUGAGACAACCCCUGCCAAGAACCAGAGGACAGAGAGUCUUGGAGGACUAGCCUCACCCCAGCUAGCUGCCUGUGCACCCAGCGGGGCCGCCUUGCCUCUACCCUCCAGCACCACUUCACCCGUCCAUUCUCAGGACGCCAAAGCCACCCCUGUUCGCCAGAGAACACCGUGUUCCAUCAAACAGUGGUUGUCCCCCAGCCAUGGAUCUCCAAGUCAGGUCAGCCCCCAGCUGCGUAGGGUACUAAGCCCUUGUCCCCAGAGCCCGGCGAGCUGCAGCACCUCUCCCACAGAGCGACGGGCCAAACGCAGGCUGGAGACCGGUGAAGGUUCAUCUGCUAGCUGCGAGGACGCAGAGCAGUGCGACUGUGUUACAGAACUCUACCCCGUGGCCAAGAAAAGCCGGGCCCUGUCCGGUAUCUGCUGCCCUGCUCAGGAGAGCUGGGUACAAACAAACUGUCACACAGAGGACAAACAAGUCUCAUUAAGACAGAUUGGCAAGGAGAACUGCUCUCCCAGAGCGACAGACUGGUUGUCAGCAAUGGGUCAAAAAAUGAAGAAAGGUCAUGGAAGCUCUAGUACUCCCCGAAGCCCCAGUUCCUCAAAGAAACAGGAAGGCAAGACACCAGCUUCACCGACCAUCCGCUCACCACAGAACAUGAAGAAAAUCUCCACAUAUUUCACAAGAAGGCCCAUGGAGUGACCUACUUGAGCUAAUCUGAUGUUUUGUGCUUCUGUUUAAAAUGCUAUAUUUUUAUUUUAUUGGCAAUUUUUAACAGGAACCAACAGAUACAUGCAUCUAAGACAACUAACCUAUGUCUAGAUUACAUGACUAUGUGACCCUGAGCUGCAUGCAGAAUGACAAAACAGUCAUUUGGAAUAUUUGAUGCUGCAGUUUUCACAUUAUGAGAGGCUGCCUUUUAUUUUAAUUGGGUCAUAGGUUUUGCCGUUGCCUCCUACACAGAUUUCUGGUGCUGUGCACAAUCUCUGGAUGAGAAAUCAAGUUGGAUGUUGCAGAGUAAAUCUUUCAUUUUACUCAAACCAAACCACUUUAAGAGAUGCAAUAGAGUUAAACACAACAGCCCACAUUUGAUGAAGCUGUUAAAGAGGUAAACCAAAUAUUUAUCUCCUAGUGCAGACAAAAAUCUUUGUCCACAAGUGUGGAAAUAUUUAAUUCUGCUAAAAAAACAUCCACAUCUUAGAGCCUUUUUAUGAAUUUCACUCAAUUUUAUUAUGAAAGCUGGUCAAAGAUCAGCUCUGUAACAUUAUGUAAGCAAACCGUUUCUGUCUUCAUCGUUUUGUGGGUUGUUUCAUGUGUGGAUUUUUUUUUUCUUGAACAAAUACUUCAGUUGUUUAUAUGUACAAAAUAACCAAUGAUUGUUGCUUGGUUUGUUUGUAUUUAAUUGAUGCAAUUAUACUGUGGUUAGAAUUUAUUAAAUUGAAAAUAGUUUUCAAAGUCUGUGCCAUGUUCUUGGCUGCAUAUUUUCGGUGUCAUCCAUGUGUUUGUCAUUACCAGUGCUUAGUGGUGAGACACAAGUGACAGUGAUGAGCUCAAUAUCUUUUAGAAAUAGAAUAAAGUUCGGUUUUCUAUUGGUUUAUUUCAUUUUAUGUAUAUGGAACUGCUAAAAAUGAUAA
Molecule: messenger RNA, 3068 nt
Organism: Thunnus maccoyii (southern bluefin tuna)
Lineage: Eukaryota; Metazoa; Chordata; Actinopteri; Scombriformes; Scombridae
Gene: dtl
Product: denticleless E3 ubiquitin protein ligase homolog (Drosophila)
Exons: 15
Coding region: 163-2136 (657 amino acids)
Biological process (GO): mitotic G2 DNA damage checkpoint signaling; proteasome-mediated ubiquitin-dependent protein catabolic process
Cellular component (GO): nucleus
Molecular function (GO): protein binding; protein-macromolecule adaptor activity
Source: RefSeq, a predicted model, not a curated record